AUGGGUUCUUUCUUGAAUGGCAAAAGUGUCAAAGAAUGGCAAGGAGUUUUUGAUCAAUUGAAAGAAAUCCCUCGGGGAAAAGGUCAUGAAAUACUGAAAAUUGUUAUCGAUGGCUUAGAGGCCAAUGAGAGGACGAUUUUUCUCGACAUCGCGUGUUUUCUUAAUGGAUAUGACAAAGAAGAGAUCAUCAAGUCCCUAGACCAAUGCGGUGUGCAUGCCGAUAGUGGGAUUGAGAUUCUGGCUAAAAAAUCGUUAAUAUACAUCGAUGAAAACGACAAAAUACGGAUGCAUGAUUUGCUUCAAGAAAUGGGUAGACGAAUUGUGACUCAAGAGUGCCCUGAAAAUCCUAGCAAACGAAGCAGAAUAUGGCGUCAUGAGGAUGCCCUAGAAGUGGUUAGACAAAAUUCGGGAACAGACACCAUUGAAGGCAUCAAAUUAGACAAGGUUGAUGUAGAAGACUUGAUCUUGUAUGCAGACUCGUUCAAAAAGAUGAAGAAGCUCAGGAUGUUUAUAAUGGCUGAUCAUGUCCCUCAUUGUGGACUGGCCGGACAUAUGUCAGGAAAAUUGCGGCGGUGUUUCGCACGAAACAGCAACAAUAUCUUCGCCUGUUGGGAGAGGCUGGGGAAGCAAAUUUCCAAGUUGUGGUCUCAAGGAGCCUGA
Molecule: messenger RNA, 660 nt
Organism: Syzygium oleosum
Lineage: Eukaryota; Viridiplantae; Streptophyta; Magnoliopsida; Myrtales; Myrtaceae
Product: TMV resistance protein N-like
Exons: 2
Coding region: 1-660 (219 amino acids)
Biological process (GO): defense response
Source: RefSeq, a predicted model, not a curated record